GACCCUAUAACUCCUCUCUCAGAGAUAGAGAGAGAGAGAGAGAGAGAGAGAGAGAGAGCAUGAAGAACAGCAACAGCAGCAGUGAAGAGGAGCAGAGGAAGGAGAGCAGCCCAAAUCUCGACUGGAGAUUCAACCAAACUCUCAGAAAUGUUCAAGGUUUGCUUAAAGGUCGCAGCUUCCCUGGGAAGGUUUUGCUAACUCGAAGAGCAGAGCCUUUGAAUGAACCCUUUUCACCCAUAUCCCCCUCAGAUAUUGAAAGGAGUCACUAUGAGAAUGAUCUCGGACCAAGUGAACGUAUGGACAGUUCUUCUGAGGGAGAAGUUCAAAGUACUGGUGACAUGGCGAACAAUUCAAAUGGUAAUAAGUUAAAGAUACCGAUUACAAAAAGCGAGAAUGCAUCUGGACAUCUGCAGAAGUCCUUGUCAGGGGCUAGAUCUACAGAUUCUGCAAGGAUUGCAAAGUUCACAAAAGAACUGUCUGGGCCAACUGUCAUAUUGGAGAAAUUGCGGGAGUUAGCUUGGAGCGGUAUACCACCAUAUAUGCGACCAAAUGUAUGGAGGCUUCUAUUGGGAUAUGCACCGCCUAAUUCAGAUAGAAGGGAGGGGGUUCUGAGGAGAAAGCGGCUUGAGUAUGUCGAAUGUGUUUCUCAAUAUUAUGAUAUUCCUGAUACGGAACGUUCAGAUGAUGAGAUCAACAUGCUCCGCCAGAUUGCUGUUGAUUGUCCACGGACUGUACCUGAUGUCACUUUCUUUCAGCAAGUAGAAGUUCAGAAAUCCUUGGAACGCAUCCUCUACACAUGGGCCAUUCGUCAUCCAGCGAGUGGAUAUGUUCAGGGAAUAAAUGAUCUUGUCACACCGUUUUUUAUUGUUUUCUUGUCGGAACACCUAGAAGGCAACAUGGAGAAUUGGUCCCUUAAAGAGCUCGCUCCACUGAUAGUCUCCAAUGUGGAAGCUGAUUGCUACUGGUGUCUUUCAAAAUUGCUUGAUGGCAUGCAAGAUCAUUACACUUUUGCCCAACCAGGGAUUCAACGCCUUGUUUUCAAACUGAAGGAGUUGGUACGGCGGAUAGAUGAACCUGUUUCAAGACACAUGGAGGAACAAGGGCUGGAGUUUCUUCAGUUUGCUUUCCGCUGGUUUAACUGUCUUCUGAUACGUGAGAUACCUUUCCAUUUAGUUACACGUUUAUGGGAUACUUAUCUUGCGGAAGGAGAUGCCUUGCCAGAGUUUCUUGUGUACAUAUUUGCCAGCUUUCUUUUAACGUGGUCAGAUAAGCUCCAAAAGCUUGAUUUCCAAGAGAUGGUCAUGUUCCUCCAACACCUUCCUACAAUGAACUGGUCACACCAGGAACUGGAGAUGGUCCUCUCAAGAGCGUACAUGUGGCACACCAUGUUUGAAAGCUGUCCAAGUCACUUAGCUAACUAGAGCAAUUCAUCAUCAUGUAACCACCCAAGUAAGCUGAUUUUUCUGGUCUCUGUCUUUCUUUCGGAAGAAAUGGGUUUGUUUCCUCUUUUGUGUGUGUGUUUUCUCCCAUUUUUCCUUCCGUUUGUAGGAAGGAAAUCAGUGUUUCUUCUGUAUUCGUGAAUGUAUCUGUAUGUUACAACACUUAUCUCUGUAGACCUUUCCUCGAGUUCAGGAUUUUUUUUAAAGGAAAAAAUUAUAUGUAUAUAUAUAUUGAGAGAGCAACACCUUACCA
Magnolia sinica is the source of this 1692-nucleotide messenger RNA. Its product is annotated as GTPase-activating protein GYP1-like. The coding region runs from base 60 to 1421 and encodes 453 amino acids. Gene Ontology annotation, biological process: activation of GTPase activity. The record is from RefSeq and is a predicted model, not a curated record. The transcript is spliced from 10 exons. Lineage: Eukaryota; Viridiplantae; Streptophyta; Magnoliopsida; Magnoliales; Magnoliaceae. Gene Ontology annotation, molecular function: GTPase activator activity.